Messenger RNA from Paecilomyces variotii, 1757 nucleotides. Its product is annotated as phosphatidyl synthase. Bases 225 to 1583 code for a protein of 452 amino acids. Gene Ontology annotation, biological process: glycerophospholipid biosynthetic process. Gene Ontology annotation, cellular component: mitochondrion. The transcript is spliced from 2 exons. The record is from RefSeq and is a predicted model, not a curated record. Lineage: Eukaryota; Fungi; Ascomycota; Eurotiomycetes; Eurotiales; Thermoascaceae.
CUCUCCAGAUCCCUUCCACUGUGAUAUCAUCAUCGUCCUCGCCCACUGUAUCAUAUAUAUAUAUCUAUAUAUAUAUAUAUAUAUAUAUAUAUAUAUAUUAUCAUUCUCCGUCACGACCAGCCCCGUUCUGAUCGUUCCGACUGACCCAAUAGCUCGGCUGUGGUCUCCCUGUCAACAAUACUCACCUACAGGAAACGACUACGCAACCCUUCCCAAGAUCCACCAUGGCAGCAGCACAGAGUGCGGGUACUCCACGGAUCCGCAGGCUAUCCAGUAUGGAUGCCAGCCGUGGCGACCUCAUCAGCGGACCGACCGUCCUGGUGCCUCCCAAACAGCUGAUGGCAACCCUCGGCGAUGCCAAUGAAACCGCCAUGUCCUUCGAGAGGGCCAAGAUGCAUCUCGAAGAAGCCACCACCUCGUCCGAAGAGGUCACCCCGCGGUCAUCGUCUCCCGUCAACGCCGCGCAGCAGGCCGCGCCUACGGAUCAGUAUGCCUUCGCCUUCGAUAUCGAUGGCGUCCUCAUCCGCGGUGGGAAGCCCAUCCCGGCGGCCGUGGAGGCCAUGAAGGUGCUGAACGGCGAGAACCCUUACGGUAUCAAAGUACCAUACAUCUUCCUCACUAACGGAGGUGGAAAGACUGAGGAAGAACGAUGUAUCGAUCUGAGCAAACAACUCGAGAUCGAGGUCUCCACCGGCCAGUUCAUCUGCGGCCACACUCCCAUGCGGGAGAUGGCGGAGCGUUACCAAACCGUCCUCGUCGUAGGUGGUGAGGGUGAAAAGUGCCGUGAGGUGGCCGAAGGCUACGGUUUCAAAGAUGUCGUUACGCCCGGAGACAUUAUCAAGGCGAAGCAGGACGUCACCCCGUUCCGCAAACUGACCGAGGACGAGUGGAAGAACUCCCGCGAUCGUGAUUUCAGCAAGAUCAAGAUCGAUGCCAUCUUCGUCUUCGCCGACAGCAGAGACUGGGCCGGUGACCAGCAGAUCAUUCUGGACCUGCUCAUGUCGAAGAACGGCCAGCUAGGCACCCGAUCGGAGACCUUCGACGAGGGCCCACCCGUCUACUUCUCUCACAACGACAUUGUCUGGUCGACGUCGCACGAGCACGUCCGCAUCGGCAUGGGUGCUCUGCGAGCAUCUUUGGAGACGCUAUUCAAGGCCGUCUCCGGCAAGGAACUGAAGACGACUGCCUUUGGCAAGCCCCAGCUCGGGACUUUCUCAUUCGCGACUCGACUCCUCCAACAAUGGCGCAAGGACGUCUACGGCAUCGACAAGCCCCCGCAGACGGUCUACUUCGUCGGUGACACUCCGGAAUCUGACAUCCAAGGCACCAACGCGUUCAACGACUCUGAGCUGAGCGACUGCAACUGGUACUCGAUCCUGGUCAAGACCGGCGUCUACCAGGACGGCACCAUUCCUCGCUUCCCUCCUAAGAAAUGCGUUCAGGACGUGUUGGAGGCAGUAAGAUUCGGAAUGCAGCGCGAGUUCGUCCGGGCCAUGAAAGAGAAGGUCUCCGGCGAUGCAGACGAAGAGGAGAAGAAGGCUGCGGAAGCUGCCCUUGAGGACGAGGCUGACAUCGACGACUAAGCCCACCUCUCAAAAUGCCGAAACGAACUGUCUUAUUUUAUGAUAUUGAUUACUGCACAUUACAUCAUGAUUCGAGGACCUGUAUUUUGCCAUAUUCUUUUUAUAUUUCAAUUCUUCUCCGAUCUAUCUACCCAUCCGCGAGACUCAAAUCUGUUCUUUUUCCCAUUGAUUUCC